AUGAAUAAACUAAUGCAAAAAAUACACAAAAAGAUCGAGAAGAAAACCAAUCAGAUACCAUCACUUUCCGUACGAAUCGAUCAAAAUAAAGAAAGUACCACACUCAUUUGGUUUGAUCCAAAUAUUGACUCCGUAGAAGAUGCCGAACUGACCAAACAACAAUUACGUUCCAUCAAUGAUUAUGUUAGCUUUUUUACAGAUGUUGAUCGAUGCGUCAAGUAUAUACGAUCAAUUAAUCACGAAAAGAUCUUUUUAAUCACAUCAGGUUCGAAAGCAUCACAUAUCCUGCCUCACGUGGCCAAUCUCGAUCAAGUCGAUUUAAUCUUUGUCUUUUGUAUGAUGAAAGAUAAAUGGAUGCAUUUAACCAAUGAAUAUGACAAAAUCGUUGGUAUCUAUGUUAAUCUGGACGAACUUUGUUCGUCCAUUCGACAUCAAAUCGAUCUUUUCAAUAAACAACUACAGACGUUCAGUACGUUCGAUCACCGGGAACGAUCAACGAAAGAUUUAUCUCAGCAAUCCGCUGAAUUUCUUUGGUUUCAACUUUUUCAUCAAUUAAUUGUUCUUCUGCCGAUCAAUCAACAGGCAAAACAGCAAAUGCUUGAGUUUUGUCGAAAUUAUUAUCGUGGGAAUCGAGCAGAGUUAAACAUGAUCGAGCGAUUCGAAAAUGAAUUCUGCGGUUCGAACGCAAUUCAGUGGUAUUCGAAACAAUCAUUUCUUUUUAAGUUGAUUAACAAAGCAUUGCGAACAGAAGAUCUGAAUCAACUACAAACGUUUCGUUUCUUCAUUCAUGAUCUAUCCAACAGUCUCGUCAAGGAACAAGAACAACUUUUCUUGUCGAAUCAAAAGACCCUGAAUCUUUAUCGAGGAACUUACUUGGAUCGAAAAGAACUGGAAAAACUUCAAGCAAGUCAAGGAAAGAUUAUCUCGACGAAUGGGUACUUAUCAACUAGUCGAUCGCGAACACAGGCGAUGAAAUUCAUCAAGAAAGCCACGAGAAGUCCGAAUGACGUUCGCGUUCUCUUUCACAUCGAAUGUCAUGUGGAAAAGAUUGGGAAAAGUGUGACCUAUGCUGAUAUCGCUCGAUUCAGUGCUUAUCCGUCGGAAGAAGAAGUACUAUUUGAUUUAAAUGCAGCAUUUCAACUAAUUUCGAUCGAAGAAAUAGAUUCAAUAAACUUUGUUCGUAUGGAUGUGUCAACUGAAGGAGAACGAAUAACGAAAGAUUACAUGAAUCUAACGAAACAGGAAGUAGAGAGCAAAAGUGUUGCUAUCGUUCUCGGUCAACUGAUGUGUAACCUCGGUCAAUAUAAUCAAUCACAGGAGUAUUUUGAAGAACUACUAAAAGAACCAAAUGGAGAUGAUCUCGCAUGGAUUGAAUUCAAUAUUGGACAAGCUCUCGAUUAUAAAAGCCAAUGGGAACAGGCGCGGACAUAUUAUAGUCGAGCUUAUGAUCGAAUGAUCGAGGCGAUACCGCCACGAGUCAAAGACUUGGCUGUAGUUAUGAAUAACAUCGCUGGUUCUCUAUAUCGACAGGGAAAGUUUAAUGAAGCUUUGGAUCUACAUAAAAGAAUCUUACAAAUUCGCGAAGAAAUCUAUCCAGAUGGUCACGUUGAUAUCGCUCAAAGUCUCAAUUACAUUGCACUGAUUCUUGACCAACAAGGCAAUUACGAACAAGCUUUAGAGUAUCAUCAACAGGCGCUAAAGGUUCGACGAGCAUUCUAUCCCGACGAUCAUGUUGAUAUAGCUGCAAGUCUGAACAAUAUCGGCCAUACUUUGUAUCAUCAACAGAAAUACGAUCAGGCACUAGACAAUUGUCAACGAGCACUGAAAAUUCGUGAGCAAUUCUAUCCAAAUGGUCACAUUGAUACUGCUAAAAGUAUACACACGAGUGGUCGUAUUUAUGAAAAGCAACGGAAGUACGAUGAAAGUUUAAGUUGCCACCAUCAGGCGCUAAGUAUGCGCAAGAAAUUACUUCCGCCAGAUCAUCCUUACAUUGCUGUAAGUUUGGAUGGAAUUGGAUCAGUUCUCUAUCAUCAAGGGAAAGUCGACGAAGCUUUACAAUAUCACCAACAAGCAUUGGUAAUGCGACAAGUAUCAUAUCCUGAUGGACAUAGUGAUAUAGGCUACAGUUUCGUUCAACUUGCUGAAUGUUAUGAAGAACAAAAUCAAAGUGACACAGCGUUGGACUAUAAUCUACAAGCAUUGUUCAUGUUUGACAAGUUUCUACCACACAAUCAUCCGGUGGCACUUAGAGUUAAGUGUAAUAUUGAUCGUCUUACUGAAAAACAGUGA
Messenger RNA from Adineta ricciae, 2289 nucleotides. The record is from the annotation of a GenBank genome assembly. Lineage: Eukaryota; Metazoa; Rotifera; Eurotatoria; Adinetida; Adinetidae.